GCCUUUGAAAACAGACGGGUCUCAGCCUCCCUACGCAUCCCUACGUCCCAAGCUGCAGAAGCAUAUUAGAUGGCCUGUCUUGCUCCUCCCCAGUAUACUCGCCAUCGCGCUUCCUCAACAAACGUUUGUCCGCCUCUUACCCUCAGCAGCUUGGGACGCCGCAGGUCAAAUUCCUUGUUGGACUUGCCUCCUCCGACGGGCUCGCCUUCUCACACUCCUCCAAGAGUCCAGAGUCCAGCUACGGACAGGAAUGUCCCUGCCCUCUCUCUCUCUAUCCCUGCACCAUUAGCCAAGUCUACGUCAGACUCCAUGCUCUCCAUACUGCUGUCCCGUUGCUUGGAUUUACUUCAUAUGUCACACAAGGACGUCACCGCCCUUGAUACACCGUCCUCACCGCGACUCAGUAGUCGGACAAGCACCAGCUCUGAUGAUACCCUACUUCCAGUCUCGUCGCCCAUUCGAGCCUCGUUUGCAGAUGCAUUCCCCAAAAAACCCAUUGCUGCCCCAUCAAGGCGACAAGGAUCUACUUCUGUGCAUGCUCCAGUCCUCUUUGUAAUCAUUCUCUUCCCACUUUCCGCGGCUUUAGUGUUGUACUGCAUGUCAACGCUGCCCAUCACAGUCUCGUGGCCGAAGAACUUGACCGACCUCGCCCAAUUGGGCAGGGAAUUACAUGGAUAUUCGCAAAGCGGGCCUCUUCCUAUGGCACACGUACUUGCCGUGAUGUCUGUUACCGCCGUAUGGAAGCAUGCCUGGUCAAUACCUGGCAGUGUCAUUUGGAAUGUGCUGGCCGGCGCGCUUUUCUCGCCCGCUUAUGCUACUCUGCUUCUUACCGCCCUCACUACAAUUGGUUCUGUGUUCGCAAGCCUUCUGUCUGCCCCAUUAGCACCGUUCCUCAGCAGCGUGUUUCCCCGCGCGCUUACCAUGACUCGCAAUGCUAUUGAAGGAAACUCGGACUCAGAGAUAACUGAUGCUACUUCGGUAGCGAAAUCCUCACCUUGGGUUCGUCUCUCCAUCCUGCGACUCAUCGGCAUCAUACCCUGGUCAGGCAUCAACAUUGCCUGCGGUGUUUGUGGCGUUUCCGUCAUGGACUGUGUCAAGGGUACCUUCAUCGGGGCCUUACCAUGGACCGCAGUCACUUGCCAAAUUGGAGACAUUUUGCAAUCCGUGGCGUCCAACCCAUCACCGACGCCGAAGUCCGUGCAGUCACUCUUGACUUCCCCGGAUAUCAUCAUGAAACUGGUCUUCCUUACAUUCCUCUCGCUAGCGCCAAUCCUAGGACGCAACUAUUUGCGUCUAUGGAUAUCAUCAUCUGUUGAGGGCGCGCCAAUUUCUCAGGCCGAGACCGGUGAUGAGAAAGCUUCUCGAUGGGCGUGGGUGAAGGAAUGGCGAGGCAGGAUCCAUAUGCCGUCGCGGUCGGGAACUAGGGAGGCCUUGCAAAGGGAGCUCGAGGUCCUAAUUCGAGAAAAGAACGAAAGCCUGCCGCUAUGACCAUAGCGCUCUACCUACUUUUUUUCUCAUGAUCUGGCUCAUGACCACUCUUGUUCUCCUAUCGACUGCUUCGUACACGCUGGCUUUGACCCAGCCCUUGUUGUAUAAUCAAAACCCGUCGCAUUGCUCGCAUCUAUCCCGCUGCACGUUACAUUACACCUCACGCAUGACCUGGACGCUUCCUCACGACCCGCAACAUCGUAUCUAAACGCGAUACCAACGAUCCUAUCUAUUUUCGCAUCUACUCACCGCACUCUGCACUGCCCAUCCUCCACGUCACGAUGCGUCAUGAUACCAUUCACUUUACAUCCCCUUCGAUAUCCUAAUCUUUUGCUGCAUUUUUCAUUUGCAUCCUGCUCUUUUCACUGUUCAUUCAUUUUUGAUUUCGUAUUCGAGUUGCUUCAUCUUUUGGUCUAUUUUGUGUCGUAUUCUCUGUGCAUUUUGUAAUACAAAGAUACGAAGUUCUGCUAGUACGCCCUGUAGACACAGUUCCUUACCUGGUAAGUAAGCACAGGAGUCUUCGGGAGAACAGUGCGUACUUUGUUGGAUGUACUCCCCGCAAGUUGACAGACUAGCACCAUACAUGUAUCGCUAGUGCCAUACUCAUAGCAUACCCCGUCAUAUCACUCGAUACGAGCCCAACGACUGCCGCAAGCACAGAUACAGAUUCAUACAUCCACAG
Molecule: messenger RNA, 2170 nt
Organism: Somion occarium
Lineage: Eukaryota; Fungi; Basidiomycota; Agaricomycetes; Polyporales; Cerrenaceae
Source: the annotation of a GenBank genome assembly